Molecule: messenger RNA, 1995 nt
Organism: Cladocopium goreaui
Lineage: Eukaryota; Dinophyceae; Suessiales; Symbiodiniaceae
Source: the annotation of a GenBank genome assembly
AUGGGCCACGGCUAUGGUGUGACGUUGCCAUAUCAGGCUGGUGGCUUUCCCAUGCUGCUGCACGACCACCGCUUCCAUAUCCAGGUCUGUAAUCUCAUGGAGUUGCAGACUCCCAAGGAUUUGGAAUGUCCUGAACCCGUUGACGUCAUCAUGGCAGAUGCCCAGGACUUAAGCAAAAAGAAUCCAACAAAUCAACGGGAAGCCAAGAAGAAAAGCAAAGCUGCACGGAGCAAACAAGGUCCUGAAGCCGAAACGGUGGGUGUGGGUGCCGCCUGUGGGCCAUUGGGCAUUUGGGCUUUGACCUUCCAGGAGAUCAUGUUGGGCCUCGGCAUGCUUAAGGCAGGAGGUACGUUCUUCUUCCGCUUCGGCUGGCGAGGGCGUGGUGUGCAAGAGGAGCAUUGGUAUCGUGAGGCUAUCAUGAGGCUCCUUGGACUGGUGCUCAACAGCUUUGACAAGGUGAUUCCCUUCAAGUCAGAAAUCUACCACCAGGCGGAUCCUUGUUUCUACGUCAUUGCUGCGGGAUUUUGUCGGGAAGGCUAUGCUGAUGCGUCGAUGGAGACCAGGCUUCGAGAGGCCAUCCAAAGCAUCAUCGCAUGCGAAAGCCACGAAGAUCUCCCGAAGUGUAUCGAGACGCUGGCGGAGUUUUCCACCCCGGAGAACCAUCAGCGAAUCGAUGAGCUCCUCGACAAAGUGGGUCGCGUGAGAGCCAUUGGGCUGUCCAGCCGAAGCACGGUGCAGACUCGGGAGAGCCCCGAAGCUCAGCUGGUCAUCAGUCCAGUACCGUACCAAUUGACCAUGCAGGUCUUGAGGGAAAGAAUGGAGUGCUUUGGGAAGAUCGCCUACAUCAAGCGCCGCUCCCAUGCCAUUGGCGUUGGAGCAGAUGCCUUGAUCCAGUUUGCGCAGCCGGCGCAUGCAGCCUAUGCCCUGGAGGCAGUCAACGACAUGAAGGUGUUGGGGCCAACUGUGAUUGCCAGGAAAGACCAGCUGAGCGUGCCGUCCAAGUUGCAGUCGAUCACCCAGCCGCAGUGUUUGGCUGUGCCUCCCAGCAAAAUGCCACCCAAAAAAAAGGGAGGAGAGAUCAGCCAGACGGUCGACGAGAGCAACAAACUGCGCGCUUCGCUGGGUAUCAAACCCUUGGACGAGAGUGGCAGCAAAAGCAAAAAAGGCACUUCCAAUGAUCCUGUUCACAUGCCAGCUGACAAGAAGGCUGAUGCCACCGACAAAGACAAAGAUAAGGAUUCAAAGAAGAAGGCGGCAGCCGCAAAAUCCAAGCGCGACCAUGAGGAACUGACCCAUGGUGCCGGCUUGGGUGACAUCCUCGCGAGCGAGGAGGGCAAAGGCGGUGCGUCAGAUUGGAUAGCAAGGACUCGUGGCUCCGAUGGAAGCAUGCAGGGUGCUGGAGCAAAUCUGAAGAAAGACGAUGGCAAGAAGAGGAAAGAAGCUCCUGGCGGAGACUCCUCAGUGCCAAAGAUGAAGGUCAGGCAUGACUCCGAGGCAAUCAAGGAGGGUGAGUCCGUGAUCAUGACCCUCAGCGACCAGCGGCUCAUUGACAAGGAUGGCAACCUUGUUGAGACGCAAGAUGAGCUGUCCAACACUAACUUGCUGGACAGUGACAAGGCGAAGAAGAACGACGCAAUUAGGUCUCAGGUCGAGUAUGAUCCGCACAAGCCCAAUGCUGAUAUCCUUGACAAGUACGAUGAGCCGGGGGCUGCCCCAAGCGGUUUCAUGAUUGGUGGAGUGCCCACUGGCGUCAUUGACGAACGAGAUCCCGAGAAGAGGCUGGCAAUCUUGACUGAGAUGAGCCAGAACCAGACCUUGGAUUUUGGGAACAAGUUUCAGUCGGACUUCUACACUUCUGAUGAGAUGGCAAAGUUCAAGAAGCCGACCAAGAAACCUAAGAGGAAGAACCGCACAAAGGUUGCGCACCCGCUUUCUCCAGCUGUGUUGCUAGGUGAAGGUGUACACAAAAGAGAUACACACACAUAUAUUAUAUAA